Messenger RNA from Cyphellophora attinorum, 1710 nucleotides. Its product is annotated as Uracil permease. Gene Ontology annotation, cellular component: plasma membrane. Lineage: Eukaryota; Fungi; Ascomycota; Eurotiomycetes; Chaetothyriales; Cyphellophoraceae. Gene Ontology annotation, biological process: nucleobase transport; transmembrane transport. Bases 1 to 1710 code for a protein of 569 amino acids. Gene Ontology annotation, molecular function: nucleobase transmembrane transporter activity. The transcript has 4 exons. The record is from RefSeq and is a predicted model, not a curated record.
AUGGUCUCCGAAGAGUUCAAGGCCAAAGCCAGAAGAUGGGCUACAAAGCUCGAGUGUCCAGUCGACGAGGACAGGGACUACGAAAAUACAUACUGGUGCAACCGUGAUUUGAUUCCCAUCCCAAGAGAGCGACGAACAUGGACAUGGCAAGGCUACGCUGGGUAUUGGAUCAUCAAUGGCAUCAACACUACCGCUUGGACUGCUGGAUCAAGUCUGCUGGCGCUGGGCCUGAGCGUUGGGCAGGCGAUGGGUGUGAUUGUUGGUGCCUCACUCUUCGCGGCUGUGAUAUCCGUCAUUGCUGGCUGGCCUGGUUCGCACCAAUACCUUGGCUUUACCAUUCUUUCCCGAGCACAAUGGGGAAUGCGAGGAGGAUUCUGGCCCGUUCUCAACAGGAUCAUGACCACCAUUAUCUGGAUGGGUAUCCAACUGUACUGGGGUGGUCAAGCGGUGAAGAUCAUUCUAGGCGCCAUCAUCGGUCACCCAUUUGUGCAUAUGAAGAACACCCUACCAGAAUCUGCGAAUGUCGACACGGCUAGCCUGAUCAGCUUCUUCGUUUUUGUGAUAGUCUUUCUACCAACACUGAUGGUGCCCCCUGAGAAGUUGCAAAAGCCAUUUCUGGUGGCCUUUGGAAUGAUCGCAGGAACCAUGUUUGGCAUGCUCAUCUGGGCUCUGUGUGCUGCACAUGGCGCUGGCACACUGGUAUCAACUGGUCCAACGAAACAUGGUUCAGCCUUGAGCUGGGGAACGCUCUAUGGUCUUCAGUCUCUGGUGGGUGGUUAUGGUAGCGGAUGUCUUGGCCAGGCAGACUGGACCCGCUAUUCAAAAUAUCCAAACGCAGCUCUCUUCGGCCAAGCUGUCACCGCACCAAUCGCUAUCUCAAUCACGGCUCUUUGUGGACUUCUCAUCACUUCCGCGACUGCCAAGAUCUACGGCGAGGUUUACUGGAACCCGUUUGAGCUUCUCCUCGCAAUCCAGGAUCAUUCACUUUCUCCAGGCGCCAGAGCCGGCACUUUCUUCGCCGCUCUAGGUUUCGCGGCUUCACAAUUUGCCCUUUGCAUUGUCCUGAACUCGGUGUCGGCCGGUAUGGACAUGGCCGCACUGAUGCCAAAGUAUAUCAACAUCCGCCGAGGUGCAUACAUUCUGACACUCAUCUCCAUCUGCAUCUGUCCAUGGCAGUAUGUCACCCGUGCGACCGUGUUCAUCACCGUCCUCUCCGGCUGGAGCGUCUUUUUGAGUCCGAUGACCGGGAUCUUAUGCAGCGAUUACUUCCUGGUGCGCAAGCGAGAAUACCACAUUGGAGACUUGUAUCUCGGUGUCGAUACAGCCGGAGCAUACUGGUACACUGCGGGGUUCAACUGGCGAGGAUUUGUUGCAUGGGCCAUGGCUCUUUGGCCAAUGUUGCCCGGGUUCGUAAGGAAUGUGAAGGGCAUCAGCGACGGCGCCGGCUGGGAUCGCUUGUACCAGAUGAGCUACUUUUUCGGUUUCCUCACGGCCGGAUUGUUGUACUGGGCCUUCCACACCAUCUUCCCAGCCGAAAAACAGACUGGUAGCUCCCCGUUUACACUCAAGGCGCAUCAUCAGCGUGUACAAAUCGGGGACGAGAAGCUGGGUGUCAUCGAUGGUCAGCCGGUCGAAGCUUUCGAAGCGCUCCCUGGAACAGGUCACAAGCAACUCGCAAAGGCGGAGUCCACGUCGGUCGAUAGCGCAUAG